Molecule: messenger RNA, 3639 nt
Organism: Leishmania major strain Friedlin
Lineage: Eukaryota; Euglenozoa; Kinetoplastea; Trypanosomatida; Trypanosomatidae
Exons: 1
Coding region: 1-3639 (1212 amino acids)
Molecular function (GO): protein binding
Source: RefSeq, a predicted model, not a curated record
AUGCGUAGCUCCGCGUCAGCGACUCCGUCGCGCCGCCCGAGGCGGCCCAACGCUGGCGCGUCCGUCUCGCCUUCUCGCACGUCGCUCUCGCGCGGCGCCUCGCCUGCCAAAUCCGCGGCAGUGCUCUGCGAGAGGGGCGGCAGCGUGUCACCGUCCACGAAGAAGAGAGUCCGUCCAGGCAUCGCCGAUGAUGCGGCGACGGUGCACAACGGGAGUGUUUCGGCGUCCCCCAACGCCGGCCACGCUACCGGCAGCACAGCGUCACCGUCCGUAACGGGGGUCUCACUCUCGCACUUCGCGCAGGACGGGAGGCGCCUUGAGCCGAACAUAUGCGAGACGACCUUCAGCUUCUACGGCCAGUACGAGCACAUCACGGUGGCGCAUCGCACGGCAACACUGUGGUGCGCCAACACCGCAACCGGCGCCAUGGACCUCUACAGCUGCGUCACGGGCCAGUUUGUUACCUCGCUUCUCCCACUCCACGAAGAGGUGGUGGCGCGGCGGGCGGAGCUGUCGGAGCUGCCGCUGAAUGUGCCGAGCGCCAAGGGCACCAACGGCAGCGCCAAGGGUGCCACGGGCGGGUUGCUUGGCUCGCACUGGGGCUCCACGGCACUCACCCCUCGCAGUCGUGGACUCGUUCCCACCGGAGGAGGGCGGCGGCUCUCGACGCUAUCAUCCACCAGCGCCACAGCCCAUCACCAUCACACGGCGUCUAACAGCCUCUCGGCAUCCAGCCUUGCCUCCGCGUGGGCGCGCGUGCCUGAGGGCGACCUUCGCGCCACCGCCCUGUGCGCCACCGCCACGCACAUGUGGGUCGGUUAUACCAAUGGCACCAUCGCCGUGUACGACGCGCUUCUUCUCAAGCUCGUCACUUUCGGUCGGCUACACACCGACCGCAUCGUGUCCAUCGUCGCGCUCUUCAACGGCCAGACGGUGUCCGCCUCCACGGACGGCCUCUUGAUCCUGUGGGAUACGGAGCAAGGUGGCUUCGAGGCGGUAACACGGGUGACCGUGCUGCUGGACGCCGUCCGCGAAGGCGCGGGGGCGCUGUGUGCCAUGACCUCCAUUCCACCCGCCACACGCGUGUGUUGCGGGUUCGAGUCGGGUGUCGUCUAUAACGUCCGUGUCGCGAGCCGGCCGCAGGAGCAGACCGCGCCGCAGUCAGUGCGUGGCCACCAUGGGCGAGUGAACGACAUGGCGGUCGUGCGUGAUGUGCUUUUCACUGCCGCGGAGGACAACACCGUGUGCGCGUGGUACUGCGGUGGCGCAGCCGGCGCGCAGCGUCUCGACGGCGGCGACGGGGGCGGGUCCGUGCCGUCGAGCCUCUUCCUGAGGGCGGCCCACGAUGCCAGCCGCGCACGCUUGGGGCCUCACAAGGGUGGCAGCGUAAGGAUGCUGAAACGAAUCCCCGUCAGGCCAUGUGUGCGGUGCCUCCUGGCAGAGGAGCAGACGCGCAGCGUGUGGGUAGCGUACGCGGACGGUCUUGUGGAGCGCUGGAGCGCCAACCCAGAUGACGACUACGGCGUGGAGGAGGUGGUGGAGAACGCGUUGGCAGCAUCGCUGUCGGCCGGCAACGGCGGCGUGCGCGCUCUUCUCUCACUGAGUGUGACGCAGACGAUGCAGUGGCUUGCUUUGUCCAGCAACGGCGUGAACAAGGUCUGGUAUGGGCACAGGAACACCUUAGAGAUCGACCUGGCGCACUCCAUUUCGACGCUGGCGCAGGUGGUGGAGCAGGACACUGUGGACGCUGCGGCGUGGCGGGAGCGGGUGAACCUGCUGAAGCAGAAAGAAUUGGAGCGAAAGGAGAAGUACGUGUGCAUCCUGGAGCAGCUGAGCGAGCAGCGGGUGCUGCUGCGUCACUACGACAUGUGGAAGCGCUCCGUUUUCUUCUUUGGUACGCGGCGUAGGCGAGUCGCGGCGAUCGCCGACACGCUCGAGAAGAAGUCACGCCUGCAGCUGGUUCGACGUUUCUUUAACAAGUGGGGGUCUUUCUACGACGCCCAGCAGCGGCACAUGCGCGUCUACGUGCUCUCCAUGGCGCUCUCCCGCGCCACAGCGCAGCAGCAGCUGCAGGCCUACUUCCUCCGGUGGCAGUCGUACCUCGUCCAUCGCCAGGUGCGUCGGAAUGCGGUGAAAAGUGCGCAGGUGCUCGCGCGCAUGGUGGACGCCGCGAUCAUGGGCUCAUGCUUCCACCGCUGGCGUGCGGCGGCAGCGGCGACCACGCGACGGCAGCGCGGCCGCAUCUCGGCCGAGCAGCUGGCGCUUCUCGCCCACAAGGCGCAGCGACAGGUGCUACAGCGGGUGCUGCGCCAGUGGGUGGCACACCACGACACGCAGAACGAGCUCCCGCGACAGGUGCUCACCGCUGCAGCGGAAGGGGCGCCUCGAGACGGGCUGCCGGUGCCUGAAACUUCAGCGCUGUCUCGUUUUGCUGGGCACUACGCUCGGCUGCAGCAGCAGCGCCGAGGACGCCACGUUUUUCAGGUGUGGCGGCGCUGGACAGCUUGGCGCGCUCGGCAGGCGUCGCUCGCGGCGGUAGCAGCCCUACGUGAGCAGCAGCUUCUCCACGAGGUCCGUCAGCGCUUCUUCUUCCGUUGGUGUCAGCGCGUGCACGCGCGGCGUGUGGACGAAAACACACAGCAGCUGAGGAUGCUCGAGGUGGAGCUGCGCCGCGCUGAGGCCGAGCACGGCGACAUCUUUGAAAAGCUGCAGCUGCAGCGGCAGCUGGACCUCGUCCUCGAGCGGCAGGCGGCGGAGGAGGCACGCUUGGCGCAGGUCAAGGAGCAGCUGGCCUCUGCCGAGCAGACCUGCUCUGACCUGCGUGCGCGUCAGCUGCAGCGAACCGCCGUUGGUAGCAACGGUGCGGCGCACGCCGGCUCGGGCGGCAGCAGCGUAAAGGCCUCAAGUGGAGCGGCAACAGGUGCCUCCGCUGCUGUGGAGCUGGCAGACGCGUCGCGGCGCUCAUCUGUGGCACGAUUUGCUGGCACCGACACGGAUCUCUCGCUGUCGACCACCAGUGAGGGCCUGCCGCUUGCCCAGCAGCAGCAGCAACAGCAAGUGGUGCUGUCCGCCAUGAGCCGCGGCCACAUGGCAUCGAAUGCCGCAUGGUACCGGUCGAUGGUGGACCAGCAGCGCCUGUCGCCCAUUGUGCUGUCGCACAUGUCGACGGAGGAGGCCGUGCAUCACGUCAUGGGCCAGCUGAAGGGCAACGUCGUUAACCUCUACACCGAUCUGGCACUCUUUCGGCAGGUCAAGGAUCGCCGGCGCGCCGGCAUAUCGGCGGUUGGCAUUCUGCUCGAAGCCUUUGGGGAGGUGAAGCUGCUCAUCGUGACUACGGUGCGUGGCACGUCGGCGAACGCAGCAUCGGCGGCGGCGGCGCGCAUGGGCGGCAAGGCGACGCGGUGGCCGCUCAGCAUGGAGGCGCUGGACUGCAUUCCGGCGCACCACUGCGCCACCGUGCUGAGCGCCAUCAAGACACUGGUCGUCGCGUACGAUCUCCUGCAGCCCGAGGACAUGAUCAGUGUGCAGACGACCUGCGAGGAGGUGGUCGUCAACGCCGACUGGAUCUUCCUGAUCGCGCGCGCCUGCUACCUGCGACGGAAGCCCGUGCCGCCUGCGAACAAUCGGCAGCUUAUCUAG